Messenger RNA from Hyaloperonospora brassicae, 456 nucleotides. Lineage: Eukaryota; Oomycota; Peronosporomycetes; Peronosporales; Peronosporaceae. The record is from the annotation of a GenBank genome assembly.
AUGUGCGAGUGCCAUGCGGCAGACGCCGACAAGUGCCAGAACCCGGUGAACCCGAAUGCCACGUCGGGCACUGUCGCCCACUUUGGCGAGUGCAGCGAUCAGCUCCAGUGCGUCGACUCGUAUGGCUACAUUGCCACGUCUCAGGAAAAAGGCCCCGUCUGCGCUGAGCGGCUGCACUGUCUGCAGGAGAUGAACUCGGAGGCGACGCAGCCGGCGUCCAUCUGCCACACGUGCAUGUCGUGCAUUGUGCAGAACCACGUGGCCGAGAAGCAGUUGGCGGCCGCCAAGCGCUUCAACUCCAGUGGCGCAGGAGAUAAGGACAAUACCACGACACGGCCGGAAAACGCGACGACCCCGCGCGAGACGAGUGGAUCGUCGAUGGUGAAGCCGCAGACAAACAUCGGAGCGAUUGCCGCGGCGAUUGUGGCCGUUGUGCUCGUUGCCGCUCUGAACUAA